AUGGAAAAGACGGGCAGCGAAGAGGCAGGCACUAGAUUCAGCAGAGUUUCAACUGCCUCGUUCCGAGGAGAGCGAGGGGAUGCCACAGUCAGGUUGCCAUCAGGCUUCCCCAUGCAGGAGGGCGCCCAACUCGCCGAGACCUGCUUCGUUGGGAAGAUGCUUGGGGAGGGGAUCCAGGGGGCAGUGUUUGAGCUGGUGGACAAGCGGGGGCGGCCCCUGAACCUGGUGCUGAAGUCGAUGCGCUCGGGUGGCGCGGCGUGGCUGUCCAGCAUGCUGCCCAGCAUGGAGCGGGAAUGGGCGAUUGGGCAGCGCCUGGGCAUGCACUGCCGCACAACCGCAGGUGCUCAUCCGGGCUUCAUGGGGGUCGGGGCAGCGCUAAUUGUGGAGGACGUAGUUAAGGAUCCCCGGAAGGUAUCAAAAGGGGAUGAGGGGAAGCGAGGGAGUGGGACUGAGCAGGGCAAGUCCAAGCCCAGAGUCCGGGGCCGCUUCAGGGGCAUGGUCCUGGAGAAGCUGAAUGGCAGGACUCUGGCCAGCAUUAUGGGCAGCAAGCACAGUGGCGUGCAGGAUGUGCACUACCUGCGCCAGGCCCUCCUACAGGUGCUGACCGCACUGGCAGAGGCGCAGAAGCUGGGCUUCAGGCACUGGGACCUUCGCAUGACCAACAUCAUGGAGCACCACCCGCUUCCUACCCAGGCUGCCGAGAAGCUGCCGGAAGCUGCCAGCGCUCAAGUUGCGUCUGCGGGGCAGCCAGAUGCUGUCAGUCAGCCUGACUCACAUCCACCCCAAACAGAGAGUAUCAAGGAUGCACCUGAGGUUUGGUCAGCCAUCGAGCUGACACAGUCAGGAGCCCAGCAUGCAGCGAAGGAGCAUCUAAGCCUACGAGAGCAGAGUCAGAAUGGGUGCCUGGAUGGGAGCAGGGGUGCUGCAGGGGGCUCAGGCAGCAGUGUGCCAGCACAAGAAGGCGCAAGCGCAAAGGAAGGGAUGGGGACCGACAGGGAAGGUCUGCAGUGCGUGUGGAAGAUCAUAGACUAUGGGCAUGCUGACUUUGGGGACAAGACGCUGCAGUAUGACGGCCUGUGCAUCGGCGGUCCUCCCUUUGACCCAGAGGAUGGGCUGCCCAAGUGGAUGCUGGAGAGCGGCCUGCCAAAGAUCCCUCUGGCAGAGAAGUGCUACCGGCAGUUCUGGUGGCGCAAGGGGGAUGUCUACCGGCUGCUGAUGUCGCUGCAGAAUAUCAUCGAUGGCAGCACCUGGCCCAAGGACGACAAGCGGCGGGUGAACGAGCUCAUUGGCCUCAUACACCACGUCACAGGUGCAAGCGCAUCACAGUGUACUUCACAGACGAUCCGGACCAUGUGCAGCAGUCCUGCGCCGGCCGCUUCUGGCGCCGUUCUGACGGCUGCUGCCACGUCGGCCGCCGGUGGCAGAUGCGGCUGCAGACCUUCGUUGCGCCAUACAAUCCAGGCAUCACCGCCACAGAAGCCCUUGCCCUGCCCUUCUUCUCACGUGCUGAGUAAAGCAUGCUGUGGAACAUCAUAG
This is a messenger RNA of Coccomyxa subellipsoidea C-169, 1536 nucleotides long. RefSeq lists its product as hypothetical. The record is from RefSeq and is a predicted model, not a curated record. Lineage: Eukaryota; Viridiplantae; Chlorophyta; Trebouxiophyceae; Coccomyxaceae. The transcript has 7 exons. Bases 1 to 1536 code for a protein of 511 amino acids.